Molecule: messenger RNA, 4433 nt
Organism: Rhopilema esculentum
Lineage: Eukaryota; Metazoa; Cnidaria; Scyphozoa; Rhizostomeae; Rhizostomatidae
Product: snake venom 5'-nucleotidase
Biological process (GO): nucleotide catabolic process
Molecular function (GO): metal ion binding; hydrolase activity, acting on ester bonds; nucleotide binding
Source: RefSeq, a predicted model, not a curated record
CCCGCUACUGAAGGACAACAGAAAAAGAUUUGCAAAACGGAAGUGGACUGCUGAUUAAUGAUAAGCAUUGUCAGAAUAAGGCGGGAGGUGAAUUUUGUCGUGCCUCUCCCCCUGUCAACGGAUGAUUACAAUGAUGCAUUCGUCAUUUGUUUCCACUUUUUUCGUAUUUAUAAAUUUUUACUGGGUUAGAGGAGAUUUAAGCAUAACCUUGUUACACACAAACGACAUCCACAGCAGAAUUGAGGAGACCGAUCAGUUUGGUUCCAAGUGUCAAGUUUCCGACCGGUUUAGAGCCAAGUGUUAUGGCGGGAUCGCAAGACUGUCUACGGCAAUCAAAACGAUUCGGAAAGAUGUUAAAAAUGUGAUUUUAUUGGAUGGAGGUGAUCAACAAACAGGCACAUUGUGGUAUGACGUGUAUCAAGGCAAUGCAACUGUUCACUUCAUAAACAAACUGAGAUAUGAUGCAAUGGUACUGGGGAAUCACGACUUUGACGGCGGGGUUGAUCACGUUGUAAGCUACUUGAGGAAGACAAACACGUCUGUUAUUUUAUCAAAUGUUGAUGUCAGUGGUGAACCUUCUUGGCCAAAGAAUAAUCUCUUCUAUCAAAGCCUUAUUCUUACUGUUGGUGGUGAAAAAGUUGGAUUAUGUGGCUACUUGUUAAAAAACACUCCAAGAGUUUCGAAAUCCGGACAAAAUAUCAAGUUUAACGAUGAAGUAACUUCCACCAGAAAUUGUGUAACAAAACUUGUAAAACUUGGAGUAAAUAAAAUAGUUGCUCUUGGGCACUCCGGGAUCCAAAUGGAUAAGCAAAUUGCAGAAGAAGUUGACAAUGUUGACGUUGUUGUUGGUGGACACACUAAUACCUUCUUGUAUACAGGCCCCCCUCCAUCCAAUGAUGUGCCUGCUGGACCAUAUCCAAUUGUGGUAACAAAAAGAAAUGGCAAGAAAUGCUUGGUGGUACAAGCUUUUGCGUACACUAAAUACCUUGGUCGUCUCAAUGUCACUUUUGACUCCGUUGGUGACGUAAAAAGGUGGACUGGGAAUCCAGUUUUGUUGGACCAAAAAAUAGUUCCUGAUGCAGAUGUGCUUUCGGACAUAGCAAGGAUGAAAAGUCUAGUUGAUAAAGUUGGCAAGGUAAAGAUCGGACAAAGUUUGGUUUUUCUUGAUGGAAAGAGAAGAUCCUGUCGGAUUGGCGAAUGUAUUCUAGGGAAUCUUGUUACAGAUGCCGCUAUUUUUGAUGUUGCAUCAAGGACCAAGCUGGAAAAAUCAUGGACAGGAGCAGCUAUUGCAUUGUGGACAGCCAAUAGUAUAAUGGCAUCGAUUGAGGUUAAUAAAACAGGAUAUAUCAUGUAUGAGGAUAUUCUCAACGCAUUUCCGUACAAUAAUAAAAUUGAUAUAGUUGAUUUGAGUGGAGCAGUUUUACACGAGGUUCUUGAGAAAUCAGCUUUAUUUUACAACGAGAAAAGCCCAAGUGGCUUCUUUCUUCAGGUUUCUGGGCUCCGAGUUACCAUGGAUACAAAUAAGAAUGCCAACAACAGAGUUAUUGAUGUCGACGUCCGCUGCGCCGAUUGCCCGAUACCAGUCUACACCAAACUAAAUAAAACUAAAAUUUACAAGGUUAUCAUCUCGUCAUACAUGGCCUCUGGUGCUGCUGGCUACGAAAUUCUCCGGACCAAGAGACUGGGUCACACUCCAGGUGCUACUAGAGAAACAGAGGCAAUCGUGCAAUAUAUAAAGCUACGCACACCCCUUGUUUUUGAGACUGGAAACAGGCUUAUACUUGAGCACUCCUCUGUCAUUAAGAGCUCAGGGUGUAUUUUUAUCGUAGAUUAUCUUUCGAUUUACAUUCCUUUCGCCUUAGUUGUUUUUCAGAUUGUUUUAAGGGUACGAUCUUGAGGAUUUAUAGGUAUCAUUGGUUUUAGGCCCUGUUGCACGGUCAGAUUUUAUAAUCAGUUUUCAUCAGAUAUCAAUUGCAUUGCAUAUUCUUGCUUGCAAUCUCUUUCUCAUUUCUGUGCAUAUCUGAAGCGAAAGGUGCAGUUAUUACCAAAAAAAUCUUUCUCUUUUUGGCAUUAUUAAUGUUUGAUGAAUAUCUAGCGAAAAUAGACCGAGUAAGAGGGCAUUCAUUACUGAACCCAAGAUUGAACCUAAUUCUAAAAAAAUCUUGAAUUCUCUUGGAACAGUUGAUUUUUCAUAAUUAUCAACCAGCUAGUUGUCUUCUUCAAGGGACAGGGAUCAUAUGGACUUUAGUAAUGUGUCUGCAAUUUCUGAGAUAUAUAUAAUGAGGUACUGAUUCUGAUACCCUGGGUGCCAGAGCUUUAUGAAUCCGGGGAUAAAGUAUUAUAGACGGCUGCGGUGGCAAAGAAAGGGUACUCAAAAUGGUUUUUCUGAGACGAAAUAAUGGAGACUCUGGCACUUAUUGAUAUGAUGUGUAUUUGUAUAUAUUUCAGAAGUAAUUUAAUGCUAAGGUUGAUUUUGAUCAUUAUCACGAUAAAAUGACGCAAAUAAUGGAAACUCAAGAAUUAUAUACCAAUGUAUAAAAUAAUGAAUUCAUACUUUUGACUUUAUGGUUAAAUCAAAUAAGGAUGUUCAAGAAGUUGCAUUUUUCGUUUUUUUUCUAUUCUAGAUUUCGUUUUUCUAUGUAAAAGGUUUUUUGUUCUCAGACUAUAGUUAACAAUCUUUGCAACUCAACAACUAAAGAGAUGGCUGUUUAAGAGCUAAACGGAAAAUUCUUUGCUCUUGCAUUGCCGCGACAAUUUUAAAAGAGUGUUUUCCGUUAGUGGCAAUGCACUGUUAUCGAUGCAUUACAUUUGCAUUACAAGUAUCUUUGCAUUUUUGACUGAGCAAACUUGAUACAAAAUUAGUGCAGAAAAAAUUCAGUAGUCUCUUAAGAUAACAGGAGUUUUAGCGUUGACGAAGUUGAAGACUUGUUUGGUGAUUUGCUCAUUGACAAGCAAAUACCCAGCAUUGACAAAAGACUGACUCGAGUUAACUGGGUGUAACUCUAUGCAUUUGGAAAGACACAGCAAGGGCCACCGAGAACGAGGCCAAGUCCCAUGGCAACCAAUGCAGGUAGGAGUUUGCCUGACAAUGAAUGUAAAGUAGAUUCCAAAAUAUGAAAUUAAGCAGAUUCCGAAUUGCGAACUAGCCCCCCCCCCUAAAAAAAUUAAGGAUAACAUCCGCUUUGAUGCUAAUGUAUCGAAGACAUCACUGUAAAAUGGAGAAAAAUCUAUCAAUUAUAUGCAACCAGUGUUGAAUUAAAAGGUUCCUUUGAAAUCAAAGAUUACUUUUUUGAAAUCAGUAUUUGACCCGAAAACAAUUGGAUUGUAGACCAAUCUGAAACCUCCGGGGUUUUUUAAACUUUGAAGAGAUUUUUUGCACAAAACAGCAAGUUCUGAGGGUCUAAUUCAAAGAUAUCUCAAAGAUAUCUUAUAAAACAAGCAAUAUUAUAUCCUUAUUAUAUCAGUAGAAAAGCCAGAAAUAUUUUUAAAUAACAGACGUUUAGGCUUUUAUACUUAAGCAUUUUUACAUGCAAGCAUCUAAUUGUUUUGAUGAAGGUUAUUUUUGUUGCAAGCUAUUUUUUAAAAUUACGAUUAUUGCUGUUACGUAAUUUAUUUCUAAAUUUCUAAACAAUUUUUUCAGGAAAGAUGUUGCUUAAUGUUGUAAGGAAAGUAUUUAAAAAAACUAUACAAUGCUCUAAAUAAUAUAUAAUUUUUACAAGAGGUGUUAUGGAAUUUGGACUUAACGUAUUCAAAAUUUAGUUUAAUCUCGGUUGUGUUGCGAAAUGGACGCGUCAUUAAAUUUGAUAUACUUUUGACAGCGCUUUUGUAUGUUGUAACAUGGCAUGUAGAUUAGACGCAGACAAGUGUAGGAAGAGCGUAAACAGCACGAUAGGAAAUACGGUCUUACCAGUGUAAGGAUAACAUAAAGAUUUCCGAAAAUAGAAGUUAUAUAUCUUUAUACCAUAUUUGCUAUAAAGUAGUCCACCGAGCCGGAUUUUUGAUACUGAACCAAGCUAAAGAAAAUAUGUGGAACAACUAGAAGACAUACCUCAAAAAUCCAAAAAGAAGGCUGUUUUUCAUUAACUUCAAUUUUAGACCCCUAGGAAUUGCUCUAGCCCUGAUAUUAUGUUGUUGCACAGCUGGUCGAAACUCGAAAGGCAACUUUCAAUGCAUUUUUCAAUGACAGAAGGUAUGUGACCCCUGAACCGUCAAUUGAUUUUCCUUUCCUGUUGGAAAUAUAUUAAAAGAGUAAUGAAAAUUACUCUUUACCGGUCUGUUAUAAAGUGUUUGAUAUCGUAAAGGGUGCAACCCCAAUUUCAGUGCUAAAUAUGAUCACCAAGCAACUGUUCUGAAGUGAAUUAUGCAAAAAUUUUGUUCCGUGUUUUCCAAAAAUGAUUCUUCUUUAGGGGAUGCUCAUUUGACACGAACAAUAU